UUCAAUUAAUGGGCCCGGUAUUGGGUCCAUCUCGGAGAUCCGAAUUCUGAUUUGAGCUUGAGGUUGAGGAGGUGGUGGUUUUUACGUCGUGAACGUCAUGUUUGGUGGCCGAGGAAGAAGCUUACUACGCUUUUCGCAGCGACUCGGUUUUCCUCAAACGACGUCGUUUUGCACCAACGCUAAAGGCACCACUUCCAGCAAUGCCAACAAAAACGACGUCGUUCCCACCACCGACGAAAGGUACCGCAUGCUCGAGAAUCUCGACAUGAUGACCGCCGCUAAGAUCCUCUUCUCCGAAAAUCCUAACAAGAAAAAAUUUGGGUAUUGUUCCCAUUUCCCUUUUCUUUCACGUUUUCCUUCCGUAUAUUUGGUGGCGCAGUAUGCUCGAUAUGAAAUGAGAAAAAUGGAGGCGGAUGUAGAGAAGAAAAGAAAACAGAAAGAAGAAGAGGAAGCUAAGGAAAAAGAAAAAGAAAUGGAAUUAAAUCCCCCUGAGGAAAAAGAAGCAAAAUCCAAUCUGGAGCUCGUGGAGGUGAAAGAGAGGCUUGAGAAACUUGAAGAGACUGUUAAGGAGAUUGUAGUUGAAUCAAAGAAACAAUCAGACAGCAACCUAGCGAAAAAUCAGGUAACUGAUGCUGAGAAGAAGUCCCCAAAAUCAUCCGAACCGAAUGAUGCAAGUAGCAGUUCACAAUCGAAUAAAGCUGUAGGUGAAGACCGUCUUGAUAAGCAUAAUUCUCCAAAAUCAAAGCCAGAUUUAGGUGAAGAGAGCAAGAGUUUAAAGGCAACUCCAAAUCCUUCUCACCCAGACCCAAAAGGCCAGAACCAAGGUUGAGGGUUUUCCUGAGUUAGUGUAGUAGAAUGCUUAAAGAAAAUUUUGAGUCAUUGUACAUAAUUAAUCAGAAUUCAGAAGUCAUAGAGUUGUGUAUUGAUUUUAUUUUUCUCCUCAGAAAUGAAUAGUAAUUUAAUCAUGUUCCAAGUUUUCUUGAGGCUAUAUUGGAAAGGAAGAUUUUUAUUUGGGAAAAA
Arachis duranensis is the source of this 1020-nucleotide messenger RNA. RefSeq lists its product as uncharacterized. The transcript has 3 exons. The record is from RefSeq and is a predicted model, not a curated record. Lineage: Eukaryota; Viridiplantae; Streptophyta; Magnoliopsida; Fabales; Fabaceae. The coding region runs from base 98 to 829 and encodes 243 amino acids.